Messenger RNA from Ambispora gerdemannii, 1737 nucleotides. The record is from the annotation of a GenBank genome assembly. NCBI's taxonomy places the organism in Eukaryota, Fungi, Glomeromycota, Glomeromycetes, Archaeosporales, Ambisporaceae.
AUGAGUCCACAUCCACAUCAACAACACGACUUUCCCAAUUUCAUAAAUAAAAUAAAAGAACAAGUUCCCAUCGACAUAGAGAAUGUCAAUAUAGAAACGCCCAGUCUUCCGCCUAUAGAUCUUCCUCCUUUACCAGUGGACGAGAAUAUGGACUCGGCAAGUAAAAUACGAGAAAAAGUGCCCGUGAAACUAUUACGUCCGUUACCCAAUAUCCAAACAUACGUGGACGUGGAAUUCCAUUACACGAUACAAGUGACAAAGGAUUAUUUUGAGUUCCAGAGUGGUCAGCAACCGUCUCAAUUACAUUUUACCGCGUCCUUUUCGCCGCAAAGUUCGUCGAGGUGGGUUCAAUUUGAUUCUCCAACGAGAGAGUUUUUGGGGAGACCGUUGGCAGAUUCGGCCAGGAAUACGACAGUUAAUUUGAACAUUGAGGAUCCCGGUAGAGGCACCGUGGAGACUUCGAUACAGAUUUUGGUGUCGGAUCUUCCUCCGAGAUUAAAUCACCAUAGUGGAAUUUCACGAAAACAAAUUGUGCUUAUCGCAGUAAUUCCUUCGUUGAUUGGAUUUUCUAUUUUGGGACUCGUUGGAUUUCUUAUUUUUAAGAAAUUGAACAAUAAGCGAGAACAUGAGGCUGCAUUUAAACGAGCGCUUCAAAAUUCUAGAUCGAUGAAUCAAUGUAGUAAUCAACCAUCCGAAACAAUAAACAGAACUAAUAAUAAUAACUAUAUUGACAGCUAUACUAUUUCAACUAUUUCAAUAGAUAAUAAUAACGACAACAAUUCCAGUACCAGGCAUAGCAAUAAUAAUCAUAAUUAUGUUAAUAUUCAAAGAGGUGUUCAUGUUACCAAAACGACAACAACUAUGACAACAAAUCAUCACAAAAGUUUGAUUGAACGACGAAGAGAAUACAUUGACACAUACAAUAGCGAUAGUAACACGGAUCGUCAAAGUGAAAUCGAUUCGAUUAGAAGUGAUGCAGCCACCAAAAGCAGUCCAAGUUCCUCGUAUUCUGAAGGAUAUAAACAACGUGAAUACACCGAUCACAGUAUCGGACGUUCAAUAAUAACUCGAUCUGCUACACUUCAUUUACCGAAUGAUGUCAUUACAACAAUGGGCGGUGGUAGUAAUCAUUAUCAUAGUGAUCAGUCUGAGUCGUCAUCGUAUAGCUCGAUUCCUGAAGAAGAGAAACAAAAUGCAUUGACAAAAGAUAUACUGGAGGAAUUAUUCCCAAAAACAUCAAACCAAACUUACAAUGAAGAUCUCGAUCUUAAACAUUCUUCACCAAAGAAAUCUAACGCUAAUAAAUCAUCAAUGCAAUUAAUAAAAACUUGUCAUCCUCCCGCGGAAAGCAUACCUAUGAUAAAAGCCGAAAUUGGUGUACCAUUCCAAUACUGCGUAGCAUUUCCAAAAACCACCGUCACGCGUACGCGAAAAGAAUAUAUCGCAGUCACAGCUCCGAAUAACGAGCAAUUACCGCCGUGGCUUCAUUUCAAGAAACUCGAGAUUUCCGUCUGGGGAAUACCAACAAUAGAUAAUACAGGCAGCACGCAUGUACGAAUUUACGAGUAUUGUGAUGACGAAGAGAAUGGUGGUCAGUCAUCUGACGCGAAGAUGGCCGGUGGAUUGGGAAUAAAGUGGCCGAGAGAAUUCUAUGAAGAGGAUUGGAAGUUACUUGAUGAGUUUAUUGUUAUGGUUCAAGAUGAAGAUGAGGUGGAAGAAGAUAGUCAGAGCGGAUAA